This is a messenger RNA of Ilex paraguariensis (yerba mate), 2769 nucleotides long. The record is from the annotation of a GenBank genome assembly. Lineage: Eukaryota; Viridiplantae; Streptophyta; Magnoliopsida; Aquifoliales; Aquifoliaceae.
AUGGCAGCAACCGUCGCCUCCGCCGCCGCAGACUCCUUAUUACGCAAAAUAACGUUGGCCAUUGAGAAUGAGGCUUCACUGAUCGGAGGGCUCCGUGAUGAGCUUGAUGCAAUCAAGCGAAAGUUAAAGAGCAUGAGAUCUGUUCUAGAAGAUGCUGAUGAAAUGGAAGUCCUCAGUCGAGUAGAAAAAGACUGGGUGGAUAACGUUAGAGACAUAUCUGAAGAGGUUGAAGAUGUGUUAGAUGAGUUCACAUAUCAUAUGAACAAACAACAAAAUGGGGGCAAAUUCACGAGGCUUCUUUACCAGACAGUUCUCCUUCCGAAGAGUCUAUUGGUGAGGCACCGAGUAGCCACAAAGUUUCAAGAGAUCAAUAGAAAGAUAACAACCAUUGAUGAAACAAGAAGAAGCUUUGCUGUCGACGGAAGCGAAAGACAACACCGUGUUGAUUAUCAACAAUUACGGCUAAAUCGCGCAGAGUCUUCUCGUUUCAUCGAGGAAGAAAAAUUGGUAGGGAUCGAGAAUGAUAAAGAGCUUCUAGUAACAUGGCUGACCAAUGAAUCACUAGAACGAACCGUCAUUUCAAUGGCGGGAAUGGGUGGUUUAGGCAAGACCACCCUAGUCUCCAAAGUCUACAAUUCCCAAGUUGUAAGGCAGCAUUUUCACUGCUAUGCAUGGAUCACCAUCUCCCAGAAAUAUGUUGUUGAGGAUUUAAUGAGAAGAAUGAUCGAAGAAUUUCAUAAUUCUACACAAGAAGCAAUUCCUACCAAUUUAAACACGAUGAGGUUCACAGAACUAGUCAGUGCGCUGAGAAACUACUUGCGGACGAAAAGGUACAUAGUUGUCCUAGAUGACGUAUGGAGUAGUACGCUCUGGGACGAUAUCCGCGUAUCUCUUCCAGAUGAUGGGUCGGGAAGUCGGGUAAUGCUUACAACACGAGAUAUUAAUAUAGCUUCAUUGAAUUUCGGAGUCCAAAGCAAAAUUCACCACCUAAGACCAUUGGAGAAGGAAAAUGCGUGGGAUCUCUUUUGCAUGAAAGCAUUCUCCAACAAGCCGGAGAGAUGUUGUCCUCAGGAGCUCGAAAUCUCAGCUAAGAACCUCGUCCUCAAAUGUGGAGGACUACCUCUGGCCAUUGUGGCUUUAGGUGGUGUCAUGUCAUCAAAGGAACAUGUAUCAGAGUGGAAAAAGGUUAAUGAUAGCUUGGAUUUCGAGCUGAGGAACAACCCUGACUUGCAAUAUAUGCAAGCCAUCUUGUUACUUAGCUUCUAUGAAUUGCCAUACAAACUGAAGCUAUGCUUCUUAUAUUGUUGUUUAUUUCCAGAAGAUUAUGUGAUCAAGCGAAAGAGACUCAUUAGACUUUGGAUGGCAGAAGGACUUGUUGAAAAAGCAAGCAGAAUAACACCAGAAGAAGUAGCUGAGAGCUAUCUUAAAGAACUCACUCAGAGAAACAUGCUUCAAGUCGUGAUGAGGAACCUCUUUGGAAGGCCAAGAGAAUUUAAGCUACAUGAUCUUCUAAGAGAAAUUGCUCUUUCAAUGUUGGUGUCCGAGAAAUUUGGUGCUCUUUAUGAUGAUCAAAAAGCAAGUGAAGAGUGUGGAGCACGUCGUUUGUCGAUCCAAACAAUAAAAAAGCAAAUAAAAUCAUUGAAGGGCGUGUCACAACUCCGUUCUCUUCUCGUGUUCACUGUUGAUACGGUUUCUCCAUCUAUAGAAAAACUACCAUCAGGGUUUAGAUUGUUAAGGGUAUUGGAUUUACAGGGCGCGCCAGUUCUGAAAUUGCCGAAGGAACUAGUGGAUCUACUCCAUUUAAGGUAUUUGAACCUGAGGGGUACUAAGGUGGAGAAGCUUCCAAAAUCAAUUGGAAGGCUUCGCAACCUUCAAACACUUGACGUUCGCAAUUCAAGAAUAGAAAUGCUUCCAGCUGGGAUUGCACAGUUGCAAAAUUUGCGGCAUCUAUUAAUGUACCGUUCCAUUGUUCACUAUGAUGCCGAUUAUAAUAUUUAUUGUGGCCUACCAGCCCCAUCAAAUAUUUGUGAGUUAGAGAAUUUGCAGGUCCUGGAUUGUGUUGAAGCGGAAGAGAAUUUAAUAAGACGCAUUAGAAGCAUGACGCAACUCACAAAGCUUGGCAUUACAUGGGUAAGAGAGGCUGAUGAGGAAGACUUGUGCAUCGCAAUCCAAAAUAUGAAUCUCCUUCAUCACUUACUCGUGACUGUCAUUGAUGAAGAAAAAUUCUUGCGAAUGGAUGCGCUACCUGAAGCUCCUCCAACCCUAAAAUCCAUGUUAUUAGCAGGGAAAUUAGAGAAGGUUCCCUAUUGGUUUCCUUCACUUCAAAGCCUCACGUUAUUGCAUUUGCAUUGGUCCAGAUUGACACAAGAUGUGCUUCCUUUCAUUGAAGGCUUACCUAGACUGGGAAGGCUUGAACUUAAUAAUGCAUAUUCUGGAAGCCAGUUACACUUUGCUGCAGGGUUCAAAAGCCUAAAAAUUCUAUACUUGAUCAAUCUCCCUCACCUGAAGGAGAUAAUAAUAGAGCAUGGAGUGAUGAAAGAUCUCGGAGAACUUUUCAUACACCGUUGUAUGGAGUUAAAGACAUUGCCUUGUGGCAUUGAACAUCUUGCUUGCCUCCAACAUUUGCAAUUUAGGAUGGUUUCAAGUGAGCUUGUCCAACGGAUACGUGGAGCACAGAGUGUGGAUCGCUCAAAAGUUCAACAUAUACCAUUUAUCAAGCAUUACUACCGAUCACAGUCUGGGAGAGUUCAGAUAGAAAACUUGUCCUAA